AUGAAUAUAGAUACUAUAGAUAGUAGUAGUAAAUCAUUAACAAUAGAAGAUUUUAUAGAAAAAUUAAAGAAACAUUAUGUUUAUGAUGAUAUAACAUUAUCAACAAAGACAAAGACAACAAAAAGAGUUGAACAACAACAACAAGUUGAUGAUAAUGAAACAAUUAAAAAGAAAAGAAAAAAGUCUAUUGGUAGUUCAUCAUUUAUAGCACAUGAUAUCUAUGAAGCAAAGACACUUUGUAUAGUAGCAUCAUCUCUAUUCAAUCAAGAUCAUCAUCAACUGUACAUUCAUCAAUACUUUAUAUCAAUCAUUGAAAGUCAAAUGCAUGAUGAUCCCAAACUUCAUUAUCAUCAAUCUUUAUCUUUAUUUUUAGAUUUAUACAAAAAUAUACAAUAUUAUAAUUAUUUUAUACAAUUUUAUUUAUUAAAAUUGAUAUCAAAACAAAUUGAACAAUUACCAUUAUACAAUCGAUUAAAAGAUCGUAUUACAAAGUUAUUCUCUAUUUCUGAAAUGAAUCAAGUAAUGGAAAAAGAAAAAGAAAAGAAUCAAGAUGAUGAAAUGGAUAUGGACGGGUCAUCUAGUAAUAAUAAUCAUAGUAAUAUUGGUAGUGAUAUAAAUUAUUUUGAUUGGAACAAAAUGUUAUACAAUGAAUUGUAUAGGAAAAUUGGUCAAGAUUGUUUGGCUAGUCAACAACAUAUAGACCUUUAUUUAAAAUUGGAACAUUUAUUAGAUUCAUUCUCAUUGUUGCCUAGAUUAAUUCAAUAUGGAAAAGAGAAUAAUAUCGAUAUCUACAACCAACUAUUGUUCUCUUGUUGUGAUACUUUUGAUAAAUUCAAUCUAUCACAUUAUUCAAUUUUAAUUUAUCAAUUAACAAAUGAUCAAUCAUCUUUAAAUGAUAUUAAUUGGUUUAAAGGUAUAAAUAAUAUAAAAUCAUUUAGAAUGAAUUUUGUAAAUAAUUUACAACAACAAGAGAUAAAGACAAUGAUAUUAGAGGAUAAAGAGAUUGAAGAUAUGUUGACAUGUACUAUAAAUCGAUUUUGUGUACCACGUAUAUUCCAAGUGACAGACAAGAAGAGAUUCAUAGAGUAUGGAUUAAAUCGAUCGGAAUUGGUAGAGACUUGUUGGAGAUUUACAGUGACUCGUCCCAUCAUCACCUAUAGUGUUGUUAUGGAGAUACAAACAUUUCUACAAAACCUGUCUCUUUCAGAUCCAUCAAAGAAGAAUAGAAUGGUCAUUGACCUGUUUACCAAUAGCGAAAAGAUUAGAAACGAUUAUUUCGAUAGACACAAUCAAGACAAGGAAGAUGUAGAUGAGGAUGAUGAAGAAUUAUACGAUUUUGAAAUAGAAUUGGGUAUUUAUAUUUUAGCUAGUCUAUUUUAUAUAUCAUCCUAUAGAUAUUUUAAAUUUUUAAUUACUGGUAGUAGUUUUAUAAACCAAAAUCAAAAUCAAAAUCAAAAUAAUAGUAAUAAUAAUAGUAACAAUAGUAGUAGAGAUAUAAUAACGAUUAAAGAUGAUAAUAUUACAACAUUUGAUAUUAAAAGUGGAAAUCCAUUAUUUAUGAUUGUUCAUCAAGUAUUAUUCUAUUCAAAUGCUGAUGACAAUUUUAAAGAAAAUACCGAAUCAUUAUACUAUGACAAACAAUUAAAUGAAGCUAUUAGACAUUUGACACUUUGUAUGGAUUGUUAUAGUGACCUUAACCAAGAACCUUGGUCCGAUCGAUUUAAAUCAAUCUUUUCAAAAACUUGGAAUUCAUCCGAUUUUUAUUGGAUCAAUACUAGUUUAGCUGAUUGUCAUUAUUAUUAUGAAUCAUAUUCAAUGGCAUUAACAUUUUAUAAAAAUAUUAAAGUACAAUUAUCAGAUUUUCAACAACAAAAAACAAUAUUAUCGUUGGGUGGAGAUGGUGAUCGAUUAAUGUCAUUUAAUCCAACCGAUGAUUUUUGGGUCAAUCGAUUGUUUCUUCAUUUGGCAAUGACAAAUCAUUCCGAGAUUGAAGAAUCUAUCGUUUAUUUAUUAGAGACUUUGGUGACGAUGCCACUCACCGAUCAAUUUGUACAAUCACAACAUACAUGGCAUACCAUCAAACCCUAUUUCACCAGUUAUACAGAUUCUGAGGUUAUAUUUUGGUGUGUCGAUACUUUGGCUGCUUGUUAUGAAAGACUUGGUAUGGUUGGUGAAAUGACCGUAUUGUAUCAAUGUUAUUGGAGCUACUAUAAAUCUCGUUUCCAAAAGAUCAUUCAAGAAAUUCAUCGUACCGCUUCAACUGCUACAUCUGCCGCUCCAAUCCAAGCUAUCACCAUUGUAGAUACAUCUAGUAUUGAUAACCCAACAGAUGAUGGUGUUCCACUUUCAAAUAUCUCUAAAAAAGAUCUUAGAAAAGGUUAUUUCUUUCCAAGAUUUUUUGAUUAUAUUUCAAAUAUUGAAAUGUUGGAAGAAUUUUCAUUAUUAUUAAAUCAAGGGUAUAGAUUGGAUAUAUUACCAAGUGGAUACAAAGUAUCUACCAAUGGUGAGAUUAUUAGUAUGAUCGAACAACAUAUCACCACAUCAACUAAAAAAGGAUCAAUGUCAUUAGUAUUCCUAAUGAAUAAAUUCUUUAAUGAAGAAUUGGAACAUUGGAGAGAAAGUAAAAAGAAAAAUAAUAAAUAA
Cavenderia fasciculata is the source of this 2643-nucleotide messenger RNA. RefSeq lists its product as uncharacterized. NCBI's taxonomy places the organism in Eukaryota, Evosea, Eumycetozoa, Acytosteliales, Cavenderiaceae. The transcript has 5 exons. The record is from RefSeq and is a predicted model, not a curated record. The coding region runs from base 1 to 2643 and encodes 880 amino acids.